AUGGCAACCGCACAGGGUCAGAUCUCCAAGCGCAGGAAGUUCGUUGCUGACGGUGUUUUCUACGCCGAGCUCAACGAGUUCUUCCAGCGCGAGCUCGCCGAGGAGGGCUACUCCGGCGUCGAGGUCCGUGUGACUCCCACCGUCACCGACAUCAUCAUCCGCGCCACCCACACACAGGAGGUCCUCGGCGAGCAGGGUCGCCGCAUCCGCGAGCUCACCUCGCUCAUCCAGAAGCGCUUCAAGUUCCCCGAGAACUCCGUCUCCCUCUACGCCGCAAAGGUUCAGAACCGUGGUCUCUCCGCCGUCGCCCAGUGCGAGUCCCUCCGUUACAAGCUCCUCAACGGUCUUGCCGUCCGAAGGGCGUGCUAUGGUGUCCUCAGGUUCAUCAUGGAGAGCGGCGCUAAGGGCUGCGAGGUUGUUGUCUCCGGAAAGCUCAGGGCUGCCCGUGCGAAGAGCAUGAAGUUCACUGACGGCUUCAUGAUCCACUCCGGUCAACCCGCCAAGGACUUCAUCGACGAGGCAACGCGCCACGUCCUCCUCCGCCAGGGUGUCCUUGGUAUCAAGGUCAAGAUCAUGCGCGGUGCGGAUCCCGAGGGCAAGGCCGGCCCUGCCAAGUCGCUGCCCGACAGCGUCACCAUCAUCGAGCCCAAGGAGGAGCAGCCCGUUGUUCAGCCCAUGUCGCAAGACUACGGCGCAAAGGCGCUUGCCGCGCAACAGGCCGCAGAGGCACAGCGGCAGGCGGAGCAGGGUGAGGGCGAGGCCGCACCCGCAGAGGGCUACUCAGAGGAGCAGUAG
Didymosphaeria variabile is the source of this 795-nucleotide messenger RNA. It is a transcript of the gene RPS3, whose product is annotated as 40S ribosomal protein S3. The transcript has 4 exons. Gene Ontology annotation, biological process: translation. The coding region runs from base 1 to 795 and encodes 264 amino acids. Gene Ontology annotation, molecular function: RNA binding; structural constituent of ribosome. Gene Ontology annotation, cellular component: cytosolic small ribosomal subunit; nucleus. The record is from RefSeq and is a predicted model, not a curated record. NCBI's taxonomy places the organism in Eukaryota, Fungi, Ascomycota, Dothideomycetes, Pleosporales, Didymosphaeriaceae.